GACAACACCAUUGAUUUCCUAGAAUAUGUGGCUGCUCUGAAUCUUGUUUUACGAGGGAAGUUGGAACACAAACUGAGGUGGACGUUCAAAAUAUAUGAUAAGGAUGGCAACGGCUGCAUAGACAAACCUGAGCUCUUAGAAAUAGUUGAGGUGAGUAGGAAUUUAGUAUUUGCUGCCAGACACUCUGUCAGAUUUCAUAACUUGAGUUUGGAAGCUUCUGUAAACCCAGUCCUGCUUGAAGAACUGCUGCAGGGUUUCUCAAAAAUGGGACAUUUCAGCCAUCCAUAGAGAUAUGUGAAACCUAGUGUCCGGUACUGUCAUGACACUAGGUCUGCUGCUGUGAGUGAGAGACCUAUGAUGUUGAUUGCUCACUUUCCCUCUUGAAUUGUUUCAUUUAUUUGUAGCAUUUGUAUAACAUUUUUUUUUUUUUACAAUACAUAAGACAAAACAAAACAAUUUAAAUGCAACCUAGGACAUGAAAUCAUAAAAACAAAAGGUACAUAUAAAGAAAUAAGUUCAAAAUUAAAACACAGAUUGAAAAAUGGGCACCAUAAUCCAAAUCCCAUUUAGCUGGGAGGGGGGUAUCCUGAUUCUGACAGGCUUUGCCUACAGCAGUGGUUUUCAACCAGUGUGCCGUGGCACCCUGGGGUGCCUUGAAGGAUGGUCAGUGGUGUCGCGGGCAACACUGGCCUCUGCCCCUCUUUCUUUCUUUCCCUCCCUCCUUUGAUCCCCUCUCAUGUCUCUGCCUCCGAAAGGCUUGCACAGCUGUUUGUUGCAGCAGCCCUGGCUACAAGCUCUGCAAACGAAUGGUGCCUCUCAGGCUGGCCAGGGGGUGCUGGUUACCAGAAGCUGAGGUGGCCUCGGAGUAAGCAAGCAAGCAGGCAAGGGAGCCCAGCCAGCCAGUCCACCAGCCCUUGCUGCUGGGAGGCUGGGCAGAUAAGCGCUGCUGUGGCCUUUCUUGUGCUUGCUGAGUGCAAGGCCUGCCUGGGAACUGAGUGCCCACAGCUGCCUCCCAAGGUAAGCUGCUGGCCUCAUGGUCACUUUUGGCUAUUCUCCAUUGGAUCACUAAGGCUGGGGGUAUCCUCUUCCCAGGCCUCUCUUUGGAGCAGAGGUGGAGGGAAGCUUAGAGAUCAGGGGCGACAGCAGCAGCUGCCCGGAGGACUCCCAAGGAGAGCCAUCAUACAAUCACCCAAAGCAAUUUGCCUGCCUCCUCCCAUCAUGGGAGCAUCGGGGCUGCAGAUGCCACAAUGACCCCAUCACACCAUUAAGCUGCAGUAGGAGCACCCAGAGUAUGAAUUUCAGCCUGGUCCAGGCUACAUAGAUUAUUUUAAAUACCUGGGUGAACAGAAUCUUCCUCUUGUGCCUCAAAGGCCACAAAGAUGGUGCCAGAAAGGCUCCCUGGAAAGACUAUAGAGCUAGGGUGCCACAACUGAAAAGGCCCUCACUGGAGGAGCAAAGCCUCCAAUGAAAAUGUUAAGCUUUUGGGAAGAUACACAUAGGAGAAUGUGGUCUUUUGGACAACCCCAUUUAGGGCUUUAAGGUUAAAACUGGCACUUAAACUGGACCUGGACCUGGAAACGGACUGGGAUUUUGAAAUCUGAUUUUUAAAAAAUGGUGCCUUUGUUCUGCUCUGUUCACUUUCACUGAGGUUUUCCAAACGAUAUUAUUGAUGGUAAAAAGUAAAAAUCUUAACUUUUUUGUCUGUCAUGUUAAUAUGCAUACGUCAUGCUUUCUUAACUUUAUGUGCAUGGUCAGAAAGGGUAGUGACAAGGAAUGGGCUUCAAUAUCAAGGAAAGGAUCCAGCUUCUAAAUUAUCAAAGACUGACAAGUUGGAUGUGAUGCAGUGGCCUUCCUGUAAUGCUUCUGAUCAUGAUGAAAGUACAGUGGUACCUUGGUUUACAACCAUAAUCUCUUCCAGAGGUCCAAUUGUAAACCAAAACAGGUUGUAACCCAUGGUGUGCUUUUGCUAAUGGGGCCUCCCCCCCCCCCCCAAAUUGGUUGUAAUUAAAAAAAAUGGGUUGUAAUCCAAAUAAAAGGGAAACGCACUUCUGGGUUUGAUGUGGUUGUAAUCCAAAACGGUUGUAAUCCAAAGCGGUUGCAAACCAAGGUACCACUGUAUUCGAACAAGGUUGCAACACAAUCUUGAGAGAUAGCAGUGAAUUCCAGACAGUCUGAAGGAACAGAGUGCGGGAGAUGGUAAUCGGUUUCCAUUCACAAGUGGGAAGAGUGCUGUUGUGCUCAGAUCCUGCUUGUGGGCUUCCCAUAGGCAUCUGGUUGACCACGGUGAGAACAGGAUGCUGGACUAGAUGGGCCAUUGGCCUGAUCCAGCACUUUCUCUCUCUCUUUUUUAAAUACAAUUUUUAUUAAGUUUUACACAAUUUUUCAACACAACAUCUCCAACACUACAUAACAAAUCCUUGGCUAUCAUAGCCUAGGGCUUCCAUCAACCCCUUCUGAUGGUUUUCUGAAUUCCUUUCUAAUUGUGCAUUUUAUUACUAUGCUUAUUGUUUUAAAUCCAAUCUUACCGUAGCUUCCGGAGUAUUAGGCGACUGGACGUAUUAGACGACCCCCCCCAAAUUGGCAGCUGCAAUUUGGGGGUUCAUCUUAUAAGGCCGGUCUUUCUCCCGGUGCGGAGCCCGCCACCCGCCACCCAUACCCAGCGUAUAAGACGACCCCCCAACUUUUUAACCUCUUUUUCGGGGUUAAAAAGUCGUCUUAUACGCCGGAAUCUGUGGUACGUCAACUAAUCUUAAUACUUCUCACAAUAAUUUGAAUAGCUCUCCUUACAAAACUUCUUGCAAUCCUACAAGCCACGUUAGGUAGUGUCAGGGAACUGCCAUCGGAAGGAAGGGAGGUGAAAGGGCUCACACAGGUUGGGAGAGACUCAGCAGCUGAAGAGGGAACCAGUAGGGGGAGAGGAGCUGAGCUGAGGGAAAGUGAGCUGGAGGGAUGGCUCAGAGACACUUCCAGCGAAAACAGUGGGGAGGUUUCAGGACCUCCUGUAGGAACACCCACUCCUCGCCGGAAACUGUCACGCAGAGAGUCCAGAAGACGUGUUUCCGUUAAGGAGCUUUUAUGUUGGAAGCGAUUCCGAAAGCAACCACUGUCGGAAUCUGCUAGUGACUAGAGGAGCCAUGUCUGAGGGCUCCGUCACAGACAGAGGUUUGUGGACUUGAACAAACUCUGAGGGGAUACUAUUUUACGCACAAGCAGCUCAUCAUCCCAUCACAGCAUUCCGACAGUCUUUGAAAGCAGCUUGUGCAGGAGAAGGCAUCAUGAGCAACCCAGCCGGAACCGGAGAAGCAGGAGCUGGAGCGGGUCCAAGCCUGGAAGAAAGGUACCGGGUGUUGGAGGUCCAGCUAGCGCUGCAGACGGCGAGGCUUGAGGAGAGGAGGGCUCAGGAUGCAGACAAAAGGGAAAGCCACCCAGCUCGCCAGAAAGGUACCAGGAUUGGUGCAGAAGUUUGGGGAGCCCAAAGACUAUCAUGGCUUUCGGACAGAGAUGCAAUAUGCCCUCAAUCUGCAGUUUGAUGAAUUCCCUGACGAGGAAUCACGAGUGGCUUUCGUGAUUGGGCAUCUUGAAAAGGGGCGAGAGACUGGGUUAGACCCCUGAUGGCAGCGAAUAGUGACGUCCUAAAGGACACGAUGAAGUUCUUUCGCGCCAUGGAUCUGAUGUUUUCCAGCGAUAUUGAACAGGGAGUGGUGCGCAGACAGUUAAUGGCUUGCAAACAGGGGAGCCGAUCUGUCCGUGAGUACUGGACUGAGUUCACCAUGCUGGUUCACAGAUUGGGGUGGGACUUAUCGGCGGAACCCAUUCAAAUGCUCUUUGAAGAAGGGCUUUCUUCGGCUGUGAAAGACGAACUUUCCCGGGCGCCCAGGGCGGAGUCUAUGGACCAGCUGACCAAAUCAGCGCUGACCAUAGGAGCGCGCCAGGAGGCGAGAGCAUUGGAGAGGCGGGAAGGGAGGGGGAACGUUGGAAGGAGUUCCGCAUUCCAGACAUUCCAGAGCCAACUUUCCCGCCGGCAGAGCCGAUGGAAAUCGGAACAGCGCGCGCGCGCAGUUUCAAAGCCCAGUGAGGGGAAAGAAGGAGGAAAAGGCGCCCGGAAAUGCUAUCUCUGCCAACAGCCAGGUCACUUUGCCAGAGUCUGCCCCCAGAGGAAGGAAUGGCAAGGGAUGGUAGGAGCUGUGGAGGGAAGAGAGGAAGAAAUACCGGAGCAAGUAAAGCCAACGCCUGGCUGCCACCGUCGGGGCACAGCAGCCAGGCCAAAGAGCAGUGAGUGCCCACGCCAGAACCUCCUAAACCCGCCCUAGUGAUAGAAGUGGCGCUAGAGCUGCCAAACGGACACCCUCUAAAGAUAAAGGCGCUGUUGGACUCAGGCAGCUCCUGCAAUUUCAUGAGCAAAGAGUUUGCAGCUGAACACCAGAUACAGACGAUCCCUUUAAGCAACCCCCUGCAGGUGACCACGAUCGAUGGCAGGGAGCUGUUGGGAGGAGAAGUCAGCUUGCAGACCGUCCCAAUGAUAAUGAAGGUGGCAAGGCACACCGAACUGAUAGCGUUUAAUGUGGCCACCUUGGGAGGAGCUCCCAUUAUAUUGGGGAUGAGCUGGCUAGCGUUACAUGAUCCGCUGGUGGGCUGGCAUCAGAGAGUGGUUUCUUUUGGUUCAGCACAUUGCUUAGAACACUGCAAAGAGGGAAAGGGUUUGGCAGGGGCCCAAGCCACCCUAGCAGGGACUGAAGUAACGGAGAACGUGAAGGUACCACGACAAUACGCAGAUCUCCGCGACGUCUUCAGCGAAAGGAAGCUGACCAACUACCCCGCAUAGACCCUUUGACUGUCAAAUCAAUUUACUCCCUGGGGCACAGCUCCCUGUAGGCAAGCUGUACGCCAUGUCAGACAGAGAGAUGCAGGAGCUAAGAGAGUUCAUUGACAAGAACCUGAAGAGAGGGUUCAUCAGAGAGUCCAGGGCGGUGGGGGCAGCCCAGUGUUUUUGUGGAUAAAAAAACACGAACAAGCCGAGGCUGGUGUGUGACUUCAGGGCCUUAAAUGCAGUGUCAGAACCAGUGGCCUUCCCUAUGCCCAGGAUUGACGACAUUUUGACAAGGGUGCGGAAGGGAAAGAUUUUCACAAAGCUGGACCUAAGGGGGGCGUACAACCUGAUACGAAUAAGGAAGGGGAUGAAUGGAAAACCACCAUGUUCACCCCUUUAGGGGCAUUUGAAUAUUUGGUUAUGCCCUUCGGCCUACAAGCAGGCUCCGCAUGCUUUCAAUCGUUUAUGAACCACGUCCUGGGGCCUUUGCUUUACAAGAAUUGUGUGGCCUUCUUAGACGACGUGUUGGUGUAUUCUGAGAAUGAGGAGCAGCAUGUGAGAGACGUCAGAGAAGUGUUGAGCAGGCUGCAAGCCAACCAGCUGUGGGUGAAACUGGAGAAGUGUCAGUUUCAUACCAAGGAGGUGGAAUUCCUGGGGUAUCGCCUGUCAGACAAGGGAUUGGCCAUGGAUCCCGGCAAGGUCCAGGCGGUGCUGGAAUGGAAAACACCCAAAACAAGGAAGGAUGUGCAGAGGUUCCUAGGAUUUGGGAACUUCUAUCGUAAGUUCAUCCGAAACUUUGCCCACCUGACGGCGCCCAUUACGGACUGUCUCAGCAGUAAGAAGAAGUUCGUUUGGACUGAGGAGGCGGAGCGAGCAUUUGAGGAACUAAAAGGGCCUUCGCCUCGGAACAACAACUCCUGCAUGUGGAUUUACAAAAACCGAUGAGAGUGGAAACUGACGCAUCAGACAGAGCGAUUGGGGCGGUGCUUCUGCAGCCAGGGAAGGAGGAGUCAGAGUGGAGACCGUGUGCUUUUUUCGCGAAAGCUGAACAAAUCCGAGAGGAACUACACGGUGUAUGACCGAGAACUACUAGCCAUUCAUGAGGCGUUCCGGAGAUGGAGGCACCUGCUAUUGGCGCACAACAUAAGGUGCAAGUGUGCACUGACCACAAGAACCUAGAGUAUUGGAGGACGGCACGAGUGCUCAGCCAACGGCAAGUGAGAUGGGCCCAGGAGUUCUCCAAAUUUAACUUUGAGAUUGGUUACGUGCCAGGCCCAGAGAACAUUAGGGCGGACGCUCUCUCACGCAAACCUGAAUAUUUGGAGGGGAGGAGCACCCGAAGAGAGACAUGUCAUUCCAGAGGACCGCUGGGUGUGUGGGGCGGCAUUGGUGGGACAAAGAGAACUGGUAGAGGAAACAGAGAAUGAUGAAUACGCCCAGAAUAAGCUCAGAGGUCUUAGGGGUGAGGGAGAGGAACCAGGGGUUUCGAGGAAAGAAAUGGAGCUUUGUAUUACAAAGGGGCACUGUAUAUCCCUGAAGGAGACUUAAGGGGAGGGUACUCAAGCAGUUGCACGACAGCCCUACGGCGGGGCAUUUUGGACAACACAAAACCAUGUGGUUGGUCACCAGGGAAUUUUGGUGGCCUAAGGUGAGGGAAGAUGUACGUGAGUAUGUAAGAGGGUGCGAGCAAUGCCAGCGAGCCAAAGGAGAAAGGCGGGCGCCGGCGGGGCUGUUAGAACCCUUACCAACCCCAGAACGACCUUGGGAGGCAGUGUCGAUAGAUUUUAUGACUGAUCUGCCGAAGUCCAAAGGAAAACAGCCAUCAUGGUGGUGGUAGACCUACUAACAAAGAUGUGCCACUUUGUAGCUUGCUCGCAUGCAGUCACGGCGGAAGAGACAGCGAAGUUAUUUGUAGAACACAUUUUUAGGUUGCACGGGGUGCCAUUGAGGUGGUCUCAGACCGAGGAAAACAAUUUACUUCCAGGUUCUGGAGGAAGCUCAUGAGCUUACUGCAGGAGGAGGUCAAUUUUUAGACUGCCCGGCACCCUGAAACCAACGGGCAGGCGGAAAGAGCAAACGGUGUCCUCCAGCAAUACCUGAGGUGUUAUGUCAAUGACAGAGAGAAUGACUGGGUAGAAAAGUUGGCGCUGGCGGAAUUUGCCUACAACAAUGCCGAGAAUGUGUCCACAGGGAUGAGCCCCUUCUUGGCUAAUUAUGGGUGUCAUCCCAGGGCUUUCCCAGGGGAGAUGGGGAGAGAUGGAGCGUCCCGGCAGCCGAGCAUUUUGUGGAAGAAAUGGAAGCAAUCCAUCGUCAGCUCCAACUCAACUUAGAAAGGGCGAAGGAAGAAUACAAGAGGCAGGCAGACAAGAACCGAAGGGAAGGUGAAACCAUAAGGGUGGGAGAUAGGGUGUGGCUGUCAACCCAAGGGUUGCCGUUCAAAGGAGGUUGUAAGAAAUUAAGACCCAGGAGGUUGGGUCCCUUUGAGGUCAUUCAACAGGUCAACCCAGUGGCUUUCAGGCUCCGGUUACCCAACCACAUGAAACUGCACCCAGUAUUUCACAGGUCGUUACUGUCACCGUACGAAGGGGACGAGAAGGGAUGGCCACUCGGGGACCGGUCAUAGGAGAAAGAGAAUGCAGCAGCCAUGUGGCAGAAAUCCUCGACGCCAGGGGGAAGGGGAUCAGGUGGAGUAUUUGGUAGCGUGGGAAGGAGAACCGGAGUCAGAAAACACUUGGGUAAUGGCCGAAGAUAUCAAUGACGAGGUAUUGAUAGAAACGUUCCAUCAAAGGUUCCCAAGGAAACCUCAGCCUGUGGAGAGGUUCCGGAGGGAAUACUUUGGGACCACUGAUGAGGAGGAGGAGUUGGAAGGAUUCCCGGACUCGGAAGGGGAAGGGAGAUGGACUCUGAGGAGGAGGAGUACUUGAGACCAGGAACCGCAACAGGUGGAGAGAAGUGUUCGAGACAUCGGAAGAUGAAGGAAGUUCAUUCCGGGGUUUUGCCUCCUCACCGCCCGUAGAGGAGGGCGAGAGGGGGUGAAAGGGGCCCUGGAGGGAGGUGGAUGUCAGGGAACUGCCAUCGGAAGGAAGGGAGGUGAAAGGGCUCACACAGGUUGGGAGAGACUCAGCAGCUGAAGAGGGAACCAGUAGGGGAGAGGAGCUGAGCUGAGGGAAAGUGAGCUGGAGGGAUGGCUCAGAGACACUUCCAGCGAAAACAGUGGGGAGGUUUCAGGACCUCCUGUAGGAACACCCACUCCUCGCCGGAAACUGUCACGCAGAGAGUCCAGAAGACGUGUUUCCGUUAAGGAGCUUUUAUGUUGGAAGCGAUUCCGAAAGCAACCACUGUCGGAAUCUGCUAGUGACUAGAGGAGCCAUGUCUGAGGGCUCCGUCACAGACAGAGGUUUGUGGACUUGAACAAACUCUGAGGGGAUACUAUUUUACGCACAAGCAGCUCAUCAUCCCAUCACAGCAUUCCGACAGUCUUUGAAAGCAGCUUGUGCAGGAGAAGGCAUCAUGAGCAACCCAGCCGGAACCGGAGAAGCAGGAGCUGGAGCGGGUCCAAGCCUGGAAGAAAGGUACCGGGUGUUGGAGGUCCAGCUAGCGCUGCAGACGGCGAGGCUUGAGGAGAGGAGGGCUCAGGAUGCAGACAAAAGGGAAAGCCACCCAGCUCGCCAGAAAGGUACCAGGAUUGGUGCAGAAGUUUGAGGGAGCCCAAAGACUAUCAUGGCUUUCGGACAGAGAUGCAAUAUGCCCUCAAUCUGCAGUUUGAUGAAUUCCCUGACGAGGAAUCACGAGUGGCUUUCGUGAUUGGGCAUCUUGAAAAGGGGCGAGAGACUGGGUUAGACCCCUGAUGGCAGCGAAUAGUGACGUCCUAAAGGACACGAUGAAGUUCUUUCGCGCCAUGGAUCUGAUGUUUUCCAGCGAUAUUGAACAGGGAGUGGUGCGCAGACAGUUAAUGGCUUGCAAACAGGGAGCCGAUCUGUCCGUGAGUACUGGACUGAGUUCACCAUGCUGGUUCACAGAUUGGGGUGGGACUUAUCGGCGGAACCCAUUCAAAUGCUCUUUGAAGAAGGGCUUUCUUCGGCUGUGAAAGACGAACUUUCCCGGGCGCCCAGGGCGGAGUCUAUGGACCAGCUGACCAAAUCAGCGCUGACCAUAGGAGCGCGCCAGGAGGCGAGAGCAUUGGAGAGGCGGGAAGGGAAGGGGAACGUUGGAAGGAGUUCCGCAUUCCAGACAUUCCAGAGCCAACUUUCCCGCCGGCAGAGCCGAUGGAAAUCGGAACAGCGCGCGCGCGCAGUUUCAAAGCCCAGUGAGGGGAAAGAAGGAGGGAAAAGCGCGCCCGGAAAUGCUAUCUCUGCCAACAGCCAGGUCACUUUGCCAGAGUCUGCCCCCAGAGGAAGGAAUGGCAAGGGAUGGUAGGAGCUGUGGAGGGAAGAGAGGAAGAAAUACCGGAGCAAGUAAAAGCCAACGCCUGGCUGCCACCGUCGGGGCACAGCAGCCAGGCCAAAGAGCAGUGAGAGUGCCCACGCCAGAACCUCCUAAACCCGCCCUAGUGAUAGAAGUGGCGCUAGAGCUGCCAAACGGACACCCUCUAAAGAUAAAGGCGCUGUUGGACUCAGGCAGCUCCUGCAAUUUCAUGAGCAAAGAGUUUGCAGCUGAACACCAGAUACAGACGAUCCCUUUAAGCAACCCCCUGCAGGUGACCACGAUCGAUGGCAGGGAGCUGUUGGGAGGAGAAGUCAGCUUGCAGACCGUCCCAAUGAUAAUGAAGGUGGCAAGGCACACCGAACUGAUAGCGUUUAAUGUGGCCACCUUGGGAGGAGCUCCCAUUAUAUUGGGGAUGAGCUGGCUAGCGUUACAUGAUCCGCUGGUGGGCUGGCAUCAGAGAGUGGUUUCUUUUGGUUCAGCACAUUGCUUAGAACACUGCAAAGAGGGAAAGGGUUUGGCAGGGGCCCAAGCCACCCUAGCAGGGACUGAAGUAACGGAGAACGUGAAGGUACCACGACAAUACGCAGAUCUCCGCGACGUCUUCAGCGAAAGGAAGCUGACCAACUACCCCGCAUAGACCCUUUGACUGUCAAAUCAAUUUACUCCCUGGGGCACAGCUCCCUGUAGGCAAGCUGUACGCCAUGUCAGACAGAGAGAUGCAGGAGCUAAGAGAGUUCAUUGACAAGAACCUGAAGAGAGGGUUCAUCAGAGAGUCCAGGGCGGUGGGGGCAGCCCAGUGUUUUUGUGGAUAAAAAAACACGAACAAGCCGAGGCUGGUGUGUGACUUCAGGGCCUUAAAUGCAGUGUCAGAACCAGUGGCCUUCCCUAUGCCCAGGAUUGACGACAUUUUGACAAGGGUGCGGAAGGGAAAGAUUUUCACAAAGCUGGACCUAAGGGGGGCGUACAACCUGAUACGAAUAAGGAAGGGGGAUGAAUGGAAAACCACCAUGUUCACCCCUUUAGGGGCAUUUGAAUAUUUGGUUAUGCCCUUCGGCCUACAAGCAGGCUCCGCAUGCUUUCAAUCGUUUAUGAACCACGUCCUGGGGCCUUUGCUUUACAAGAAUUGUGUGGCCUUCUUAGACGACGUGUUGGUGUAUUCUGAGAAUGAGGAGCAGCAUGUGAGAGACGUCAGAGAAGUGUUGAGCAGGCUGCAAGCCAACCAGCUGUGGGUGAAACUGGAGAAGUGUCAGUUUCAUACCAAGGAGGUGGAAUUCCUGGGGUAUCGCCUGUCAGACAAGGGAUUGGCCAUGGAUCCCGGCAAGGUCCAGGCGGUGCUGGAAUGGAAAACACCCAAAACAAGGAAGGAUGUGCAGAGGUUCCUAGGAUUUGGGAACUUCUAUCGUAAGUUCAUCCGAAACUUUGCCCACCUGACGGCGCCCAUUACGGACUGUCUCAGCAGUAAGAAGAAGUUCGUUUGGACUGAGGAGGCGGAGCGAGCAUUUGAGGAACUAAAAGGGCCUUCGCCUCGGAACAACAACUCCUGCAUGUGGAUUUACAAAAACCGAUGAGAGUGGAAACUGACGCAUCAGACAGAGCGAUUGGGGCGGUGCUUCUGCAGCCAGGGAAGGAGGAGUCAGAGUGGAGACCGUGUGCUUUUUUUUUCGCGAAAGCUGAACAAAUCCGAGAGGAACUACACGGUGUAUGACCGAGAACUACUAGCCAUUCAUGAGGCGUUCCGGAGAUGGAGGCACCUGCUAAUUGGCGCACAACAUAAGGUGCAAGUGUGCACUGACCACAAGAACCUAGAGUAUUGGAGGACGGCACGAGUGCUCAACCAACGGCAAGUGAGAUGGGCCCAGGAGUUCUCCAAAUUUAACUUUGAGAUUGGUUACGUGCCAGGCCCAGAGAACAUUAGGGCGGACGCUCUCUCACGCAAACCUGAAUAUUUGGAGGGAGGGAGCACCCGAAGAGAGACAUGUCAUUCCAGAGGACCGCUGGGUGUGUGGGGCGGCAUUGGUGGGACAAAGAGAACUGGUAGAGGAAACAGAGAAUGAUGAAUACGCCCAGAAUAAGCUCAGAGGUCUUAGGGGUGAGGGAGAGGAACCAGGGGUUUCGAGGAAAGAAAUGGAGCUUUGUAUUACAAAGGGGCACUGUAUAUCCCUGAAGGAGACUUAAGGGGAGGGUACUCAAGCAGUUGCACGACAGCCCUACGGCGGGGCAUUUUGGACAACACAAAACCAUGUGGUUGGUCACCAGGGAAUUUUGGUGGCCUAAGGUGAGGAAGAUGUACGUGAGUAUGUAAGAGGGUGCGAGCAAUGCCAGCGAGCCAAAGGGAAAGGCGGGCGCCGGCGGGGCUAUUAGAACCCUUACCAACCCCAGAACGACCUUGGGAGGCAGUGUCGAUAGAUUUUAUGACUGAUCUGCCGAAGUCCAAAGGGAAAACAGCCAUCAUGGUGGUGGUAGACCUACUAACAAAGAUGUGCCACUUUGUAGCUUGCUCGCAUGCAGUCACGGCGGAAGAGACAGCGAAGUUAUUUGUAGAACACAUUUUUAGGUUGCACGGGGUGCCAUUGAGGGUGGUCUCAGACCGAGGAAAACAAUUUACUUCCAGGUUCUGGAGGAAGCUCAUGAGCUUACUGCAGGUGGAGGUCAAUUUUUCGACUGCCCGGCACCCUGAAACCAACGGGCAGGCGGAAAGAGCAAACGGUGUCCUCCAGCAAUACCUGAGGUGUUAUGUCAAUGACAGAGAGAAUGACUGGGUAGAAAAGUUGGCGCUGGCGGAAUUUGCCUACAACAAUGCCGAGAAUGUGUCCACAGGGAUGAGCCCCUUCUUGGCUAAUUAUGGGUGUCAUCCCAGGGCUUUCCCAGGGGAGAUGGGGAGAGAUGGAGCGUCCCGGCAGCCGAGCAUUUUGUGGAAGAAAUGGAAGCAAUCCAUCGUCAGCUCCAACUCAACUUAGAAAGGGCGAAGGAAGAAUACAAGAGGCAGGCAGACAAGAACCGAAGGGAAGGUGAAACCAUAAGGGUGGGAGAUAGGGUGUGGCUGUCAACCCAAGGGUUGCCGUUCAAAGGAGGUUGUAAGAAAUUAAGACCCAGGAGGUUGGGUCCCUUUGAGGUCAUUCAACAGGUCAACCCAGUGGCUUUCAGGCUCCGGUUACCCAACCACAUGAAACUGCACCCAGUAUUUCACAGGUCGUUACUGUCACCGUACGAAGGGGAACGAGAAGGGAUGGCCACUCGGGGACCGGUCAUAGAAGAAAGAGAAUGCAGCAGCCAUGUGGCAGAAAUCCUCGACGCCAGGUGGAAGGGGGAUCAGGUGGAGUAUUUGGUAGCGUGGGAAGGAGAACCGGAGUCAGAAAACACUUGGGUAAUGGCCGAAGAUAUCAAUGACGAGGUAUUGAUAGAAACGUUCCAUCAAAGGUUCCCAAGGAAACCUCAGCCUGUGGAGAGGUUCCGGAGGGAAUACUUUAGGACCACUGAUGAGGGGGAGGAGUUGGAAGGAUUCCCGGACUCGGAAGGGGGAAGGGCGGUGGACUCUGAGGAGGAGGAGUACUUCGAGACCAGGAACCGCAACAGGUGGAGAGAAGUGUUCGAGACAUCGGAAGAUGAAGGAAGUUCAUUCCGGGGUUUGCCUCCUCACCGCCCGUAGAGGAGGGCGAGAGGGGGUGAAAGGGGCCCUGGAGGGAGGUGGAUGUCAGGGAACUGCCAUCGGAAGGACGGGAGGUGAAAGGGCUCACACAGGUUGGGAGAGACUCAGCAGCUGAAGAGGGAACCAGUCGGGGGCGAGGAGCUGAGCUGAGGGAAAGUGAGCUGGAGGGAUGGCUCAGAGACACUUCCAGCGAAAACAGUGGGGAGGUUUCAGGACCUCCUGUAGGAACACCCACUCCUCGCCGGAAACUGUCACGCAGAGAGUCCAGAAGACGUGUUUCCGUUAAGGAGCUUUUAUGUUGGAAGCGAUUCCGAAAGCAACCACUGUCGGAAUCUGCUAGUGACUAGAGGAGCCAUGUCUGAGGGGCUCCGUCACAGACAGAGGUUUGUGGACUUGAACAAACUCUGAGGGGAUACUAUUUUACGCACAAGCAGCUCAUCAUCCCAUCACAGGUAGUUACAGUUGUCUUUCAAAUACAAUAUAAAUUUCUUCCAGUCCUUUAGGAAAGUCUGCUCCCGCUGGUUUUGAAUUUUCCCUAUAAGUCUUGCCAGCUCGAAGUAGUCCAUCAAUUUUAUUUGCCACUCUUCUUUUGUUGGCAUUUCUUCUUGCUUCCAUCUUUGGGCUAAUAGUAUUCUUGCUACAGUGGUCACAUAUAAAAACAGGUUUUUUUUUAUCAUUUUUAUGAAUUUCUGUAUCUACCAUACCCAGUAAAAGAGCUUCUGGUUUUUUUGGAAUUGUAUAUUUCAACAUUUUUUUGCUUUCAUUAUAGAUCAUUUCCCAGAAGUCUUUCCCUUUUUUUGCAUUCCCACCACAUGUGGUAAAAUGUGCCCUCUUUUUCUUUACAUUUCCAACAUUUAUUAUUCGUUUUAUACAUUUUAGCUAGUUUCACUGGUGUUACGUACCAUCUACACAUCAUUUUCAUUAUAUUUUCUUUUAAUGCACUGCAGGCAGUAAAAUUUAUUCCCUCUCUCCAUAACCUCCCCCAAUCAUCUAUUGGUAUAUUAUGUCCUAUAUCUUUAGCCCAAUGUAUCAUUACUGCUUUGACUUCUUCAUCUUUUAGAUGCCAUUCCAAUAGUAAUUUGUACAUUUUAGUGAUCCAGCACCCUCUUAUGUUCACAGUGGACAAGUAAAGGUCCCUGGAGAUUAGAACAGUGUCAAUCCAAAUGGAGAAAAUGCAGCUAGGUUGUUGUUGUUUUUGGUAAUAUAUACCAGAAAAUAAAAACAAUGCUAUGUGAUCUGAGGAGCUCUUUUUACACACACGGCAUACAUAACAAAGAGCAAACAGUGUAAAGGAGUGAUUGGAAAUUUAUUGGAAAAAUUUCUUGCUUCAGCUAGCAUUAAAACAUGUAAGAAUAAGGAUUAUAGAGAGAGAAAUCAGGACUAAGCCAUUGCACUUAUCACACUAGCCAUUCUUUCUUUCCCGUAUCCAAGACCAACUGCAUCCAGUAGUUGAUUGCUUCAAGUAAAACAAAGCCAUAAUUCCUUUGGUGAGUCAUAAGCAUCAGGAAGAUAAGCAGCCAAUGACCUGUGCCAGCAAAGAGGUCUGCUUUAGGCAGAUUCACAGUCCCAGUUUUAAGGUCGGCAGAGAAUUGGCCAUAGCUGGGUCAUGCCCUUGCUAAUCCACCGUCUGGUGAGAUGCCUGGUCCUUGUUGAAAGAUGUAAAGAAAGCCAAGGAGGGGAGAAGAGAAUUCUAAUUCUUAAGCCUGAAGGGAAAAGAGAGGCCAUGACUCAGAAUCCCCAAAACUGCAAAAAACACAAAAACCCACAAACCCAUCAGAAUGGAGAAUCAUGAAGUUUGAAGGAACUUCAAAUGUAUUCCCAACACGUGCCAAGGCAGGAAAACCACUACUCCAGCUCCCCUGAUAAGUGGCCACCCAACCUUGGCUUUAAAAACCACUAACAAAGAAGAGCCCAGCACUUUCUAAGGCAGUUUGUCCCACUUUUGAACAACAUACGAUGUUUAGUCUAAAUACCUUAUUUAAAUUUGAACCUGCUCAUACUCUCUGCAGCAAGAGAGUUCAAAUUUGCUCUAUCAUCUGUGCAAUAGCCCUUCAAAUAUUUGAUGAUGAUGAUAAUAAAUAAAGCCUCUUAAUCAUCUCUUUCAUGGGCUAAACAUACCUAACCGCUUCAAGCUUUCUUCUUAGGUCUUGUUCCACAAGCUCCUCACUAUCUUUAUCAACCUCUUUGUCACAUGACACAUUCCAUUUCUAUUUUAUACAGAAGUUAUAUUUUCACUUACAUUUGAAUGGAACUGCUAUCCUAAGCACAGGACUAAGAAAAAGUAGUGUUCAAAAAGAGAAUAUGUGGUUUAGAGGAGGAUGGGUGAUUACAGAGUUGGAAGUGAUCAAAGGCCAUUGAGCUUAGUCCUUAAUCACACAACAGCUCCAUCAACUUGUCAUGUUUGCAAAGACCAAUCCGCACACCGCAUUAAAGUAUUGUGCUGUUUAAAUUAAGUUGUGGUUUAAUGUGAAUGAGCAGCAUGCUUCUCCUCUCUGCUCCUUUCUUUUGUGUGCUGGGAAAGAAGAAAACAGAGGCUGGCUUGCUGUUGUGUGUGAACCAGCACUCAUAGUUCGUUUCUCUCUUAACAAACCACGAUGGUAAGCCUAAAACAAACCAUAGCUUUCCAAAGUAGCUGGUUGGGAGAAAAACAAAUCAUGAGCAUUGGUUUGCACAUAAUGGCAAGCAAGCCUUUGGUUUAUUUCCUCCCCAGUGCACUGAAUAAAGGAGCUCAGGAACAGCAUUGCAAUGUAUUUUGUUUAGAUCAUAAUUUAGACCAGCAUGGGUCAAAUGGUAUACAUUACAUGUGAUUGCAUCUCAUAAUAGCCUAGUGGUCUUGUAAAAAAAAAAUCUGGAAGUCAUUUUGGGAAGGGCAACUAUGGACAGAGAAGGGGUAAAUCCUUAACCUCUCUCCCUGCCCACUCACUUCCUGCUACAAAUAGACCUCCUAGCUGUUUUUUCUGUUCAGAGCAUCCCGGGUGCUUGUUUCCUUGUGCAACCAACAGGAGAAAGCAAGGUACACUGCACUGAAGUCCCAGCAAAGCAGACAGGGAGACGUUACAUACUAAUCCUCAAGAUGGUUCUGACUCAGUGACCAUGAACAAAACUUACCUAAAGGAAAUUGAGGAGGUGGAGGUGUAUGUCCACCCCAUCUGACAUGCUGUCUCUUGCUGUGCCAUUUCCUGGUGUCUCAGAUCCUGACAUGCACAGAUUAUUUCCCCAGAUUACAAAUGUGAGCAAAAUAUUCAUUAGAUUUUUCUGCAUCUCUGUCUCGGAAACUUAAGCUGCUUUCUUUUCUGGUCUUCUCUUACCAGCAAGUGUUUGUUUGCUUGUUUGUUUUCUAAAAACCAUGGUUGUUUUUCUCUCUUCCAGUCUAUUUACAGGCUUAAGCAAGUAUGCCAGCCUGAUGAAGAGCAAGGGACACCUCGUCUCACUCCAGAAGAAGUUGUGGACAGGAUAUUUCAAUUAGUGGAUGAGAAUGGAGAUGGUAAGAAAUUUUCACUUUGGGUGAUAUUUGUGUCUGGAUCUGUAAUACUUAUGCCAUUCCAAUGAUUAAUGGUUACACCAAAACUCUCAGGAAGGAGCAUUGUAUGCAUUUUAGUACAGCCCGAGUCAACUCAUUUAAAAUGUAAGGGCAUUGGGUGGCUCAUUUGGUUGAGCAUGAGGCUUUUAAUCUCAGGGUUGUGUGUUCAAGUCUCAUGUUGGGCAAAAUAUUCCUACAUUCCAGGGGCUGGACUAGAAGACCCUCAUGGUCCCUUCCAACUCUACAGUUCCACGAUUCUAUGAUUCCCUAGAUCAGGGUUGGGGAUCCUGUAGUCCUCCAGACAUGGCUUGACUACAACUCCUAUCACCUCUGCCCCUUGACCCUGCUGGCUGAGACUGAUCUUCUUUUGAUUGUUGGAGCUGGGAGUCCAACAAUAUCCAAAGUGCCACAGGUCCCACCACCCUUGCUCUACAUAAAAGCUUCUACAUUUUUGAACCUUUACUCAGAUUUUCUGCGGACCAUCAUAUCCAAUCAUUGCUGGUGCUGAAUGUUUGAUUUGCACCUGAGCACCUACUCUUGGCUUUCCCUUUUUAGACUUGCUCAGGCACUUCACGACUCCUUUGAAAAUGUGUGAAGAGCACACAGGGCGGGGUGGGGGGAACUCAGCAAAUAAUGUGUCUGAAAGUGAAAACUCUCUUAAGGCUGACUUAAAUGCUCUCAACACUCAAUAGUCCUGGUUGGUAAGAAUCUGAAGCGACUAUAUUGGAACAUUCUGAUAACUUGUUUUCCUAUGAUGAAUAAGUGCAGAAGCACCAUUUGGGACCCACUAGCAUGAGGAGACCCAUUCCCUUCUCUCUCCACAACGAAAAUGGCAGCUUGUAGGUGGCAGGAGAGUCUCUCAUAGCACAUGGUGGCAAAGAGGUACAGUGACCCAAGUGCUGGCAUGCAGAUGUACAGAAUAGGUAGAGCUUUGAGGGCAUGCUUCCUUUGUUCCCUUCCAUCUUUGAUAAACGUCUCUCUUGCAUUGAUUCUUUAGGGCAGCUUUCUCUGGAUGAAUUCAUUGACGGGGCCCGAAAAGACAAGUGGGUGAUGAAGAUGCUACAAAUGGAUGUGAACCCAGGAGGAUGGAUUGUUGAGCAGAGGAGGAAAUCUCUGUGA
Molecule: messenger RNA, 17517 nt
Organism: Podarcis lilfordi (Lilford's wall lizard)
Lineage: Eukaryota; Metazoa; Chordata; Lepidosauria; Squamata; Lacertidae
Source: the annotation of a GenBank genome assembly